Mollisia scopiformis is the source of this 725-nucleotide messenger RNA. RefSeq lists its product as uncharacterized. The record is from RefSeq and is a predicted model, not a curated record. Bases 1 to 663 code for a protein of 220 amino acids. The transcript is spliced from 2 exons. NCBI's taxonomy places the organism in Eukaryota, Fungi, Ascomycota, Leotiomycetes, Helotiales, Mollisiaceae.
AUGUUCAGCCGCAACAAAAACACCUCCACCCAUAAUGGGGCUGGGACAGUCUCAGGACCUGCACGAACAACCAGAAGCCACUCUCUCAUUCAACACCUCCUCCGAGCCCUCCAAUUCCUCUCCGCCUUCACCUCCCUCAUCCUCUUCUCCGUCCGUCUAGCCAAGAUCCUCCGCCUCGUCCACAAAGCCUCCCACUCCAACGGCGCUGUCGAAGGCAUCCUCGCCGCAGCCGUGCUAUACACCUUGAUUGCUACGGCCCUCACCUGUGGUCUCAGAGCCGGCGGUGGCAACAUGCUUCGCAUCCUACUCAUCAUCUUCGACCUCUUGUUCGUUGGCGCCUUCAUCGCCGUCGCUGUCUUGACCAGCCCGAAACGUCAUGGAUCCAGUGGACCUUGUACCAGCAACGCCAAUGCGAAUCAUCUCUUGACUCAUUAUACUUCGAAUGAUGUCAAUUGCAGAUUGCCGUGGGGAACUUUCAUCUUGGCUAUUCUUAGCACUCUCUUGCAUGCUGCUACAGCUGCGUUCCAUGGCGUCAAGGAUCAUCGCCGUACUCACAGGAACGAUCAUGUUACGAAGCACGAAGCAGCACAAAAUGAUGGACGUGAUGGAUAUGUUGAUGGUAAUGCACCAGGAUAUAACGGUGCUCGGGCCACUCAUGUGUAAUUGGCGUUGAACGAAGAUUAGCGAAGCUUUGCUUGCGUUUCGUGGUGCUAUUUCGAUUGGGC